Gastrolobium bilobum is the source of this 1623-nucleotide messenger RNA. RefSeq lists its product as uncharacterized. The record is from RefSeq and is a predicted model, not a curated record. The coding region runs from base 1 to 1623 and encodes 540 amino acids. The transcript is spliced from 5 exons. NCBI's taxonomy places the organism in Eukaryota, Viridiplantae, Streptophyta, Magnoliopsida, Fabales, Fabaceae.
AUGAAUUUGCCUAAAACAUAUUGGGGAGAAGCUGUUGUGUCUGCUGCCUAUCUCAUCAAUCGUACUCCAUCCAGCGCCCUUCACUUUAAAACUCCACAACAGACUCUGGAAUCUUAUUUCUCCAUUCCUCACAUUUCCAACCUUGAGCCUCGUGUUUUUGGGUGCACGGUGUAUGUCCAUAUCCCCAAGGUAUUACGAAAAAAAUUGGAUCCUUGUGCUAAAAAAUGUGUAUUUGUGGGUUACUCUAAUGUACAAAAAGGUUACAGGUGUUAUGAUCCCGUUCUCCACAAAAUGCAUGUCAGCAUGGACGUGUCUUUUCAAGAAUUGGAACCAUAUUAUUCAGGGGGAGAUUCUGUUAAUUCUUCUCAGGGGGAGAUACCUACUACUGAAGAAGAAAUUAUAACUCUUCAACACACUCCUGGACCAGAUGUUACCUUUCCCACGAAUGAUUUUGCUACGCGUCUAACACCUAUAACUGAGGCAUCGUCCCUGGAUGUUCCUGAAUCCAUACCUGAGGUAAACACUAAUCCUACUCCUAUGUCUUCAAAUGGACCUUCUAUUACUAGCAUAGAUGGUCUCAUCUUACCUGUUAGAGUGUCACAAAGACCAAAUAAAGGUGUACCAAAACAGCUUUAUGAAUCAGAUCCAAACUCUAAGGAUGCUUUGGAUGAUCCAAAUAGGAAGGAAGCCAUGAAUGUAGAAAUGAAGGCCUUACAAAAAAACUCAACAUAUAAAGCCAGAUUAGUUGCUAAGGGAUACACACAAAAAUAUGGGGUUGAUUACCAAGAUACAUUUGCACCAGUAGCAAAAUUGAACACAAUUCGUAUUCUGAUUUCUAUAGCAGCUAACAGGGACUGGCCACUCAAGCAAUGUGAUGAUUUAUUUGAAAUGGAGUUAUUGGAAAGACAUUUAGCAAAUGAGUUUGAAAUAAAAGAUCUAGGAUCAUUAAAAUAUCAAAGGCUAGUAGGGAGGCUAAUUUAUUUAUCACAUACUAGGUCAGACAUUGCUUAUGCAGUUAGUGUUGUGAGCAGAUUUAUGCACAACCCAAGUGAGGAUCACAUGGCUGCUGUGUAUCGAAUAUUGAGGUAUUUAAAAGGGUGCCCAGGGAAAGGUAUGCUUUACUCAAAAAAUAAUAGUCCCGAAAUUAAAGGCUACACAGAUUCAGAUUGGGCUGGAGAUAAAACUACCAGACAGUCAACUUCGGGAUAUUUUACUUUUGUUGAAGACAAUCUAGUUACUUGGAAGAGUAAGAAGCAGAAAGUUGUGGCUAGAUCGAGUGCAGAAGCAGAGUUUAGAGGAAUGGCACAUGGAGUGUGUGAAUUAUUGUGGAUUAAGAGCAUCCUACAAGACUUAGGAAUCUGCUACAAUCAGCCUAUGGAGUUACAUUGUGAUAGUAAAACUGCUAUUGAAAUUGUCCAUAAUCCUGUUCAACAUGAUAGCACCAAGCAUGUAGAAGUGGAUAGACACUUUAUCAAGGAAAAGCUAGAUCAAAAAAUUAUUCAAUUUCCAUAUAUCAAAUCUGAAGAUCAGUUAGCCGACAUCUUGACAAAGGCUGUAUCAGGAAAAGUGUUUGAAGAAGCAAUUAACAAGUUGGGCAUGAUAGAUAUCUAUGCACCAACUUGA